Messenger RNA from Sphaeramia orbicularis (orbiculate cardinalfish), 2129 nucleotides. RefSeq lists its product as uncharacterized. The transcript has 3 exons. The record is from RefSeq and is a predicted model, not a curated record. Lineage: Eukaryota; Metazoa; Chordata; Actinopteri; Kurtiformes; Apogonidae. Bases 164 to 643 code for a protein of 159 amino acids.
ACGGAGGAGAAGCAGAAGCAGAAGGAACAGCUGAAACCGAAUGAGCAGCUGAAGCAGGAGCAGCUGAAACCAAGGCUGAACCUUGAGGUUGAACCGGAUUCAUACGUUUCAACGGGGCGCUGUGCCAGUUCACUAAGGCGAACUGGUCAAAAAGUUAAAUAACAUGCAGAACAUCAUGUCGGUCCAGUUCAACUGUCUGUCGUUCCGGCCUCCGUAUGCCGGUCUAGUUCUGAACGGGGUGAAGACUGUGGAGACCCGCUGGAGGCCUCUGCUGGUCGCCAUGGAGAACCAGACACUAGCCAUCCAUAUCGCUCAGCGGGACUGGGAGGGGGACGAGUGGAGGGCAGUGCUGAGCGGGUCCCUGGGGAUGGACCGGGACCAGAUCCAGGACCUGCUGGAGUCUGGAGAGAGGUUUGGACGAGGAGUGGUAGCAGGAUUGGUGGAUGUAGGAGAAACCUGGCAGUGCCCCACCUCCCUGCAGGGGGAGGAGCUUGGACAGCUGGAGCAGUCAGCCGUUCUGAUUGGUCUGCAGGAGAAACAUCUGACCCAUUUGUUCAACCCCCGUUGGCUGAAGGCGCCACUGAGCGCGCGAGGAGGUUGUGACCUCUGGACUGUGGAAAUACCUAAUGAGCUGUUACCAUGACGACAUGCAGGCACACCCACACACAUCCAAGGCCACACUAGUAACCAUAAUGACGUUCACAUGACCACCAGAACCGUUACUAAUAUUCAACUUUUAUCAGCGUCACCUGAGAGUUUUACCGAGCCUGGCCAGCCAUUCCGGUUUUCUCAGUGUAUUCAGUGCUGAGAAAACAGUCUGGAGUUGGGCCAGUCGCUAUGAAAUAUGCACGAUCUAUUCUAUACCAAACCAAUAACAAGUCUGGGGGGGCGGGUGUUUCACAAUGCAUCAUACUACUACGCAAGUCCAAGUCAGUUCUAAGUCCGCAAAUCUCUUUACAACUUGUCGGUUGUUUACAUGAUUCAGAAAUAAGGACUGAAUUACAGAUUACGCCCUGUAUUCAGAAAAUUUCUCUGACAAAGCGUCACGUACGUCUUCUCUGUGAUUGGUUUACUCAGCACCUGUUAGUCCCGCCAUCAUAUUUGGAUUCAAGCCCUACAAUUCCAGACGGAUUUCUCAUUGAGAAAGAGGGAUGGCUAGCCAGGCUACCAUCACUGUGACAUCAUCACAAGCUGCUGAUGGAUGUCGUUCAAAAAAUAUUGUAAUCUGUGGGGAAAAGAAAACAUCCAUUCAAGUUCACUAUAACGGAACUGACACUAAAAACAAACUGAAAGACUCAAACUAAAACCAACACUUAAUGUUUAACAAAAAGAGUUUAGUGUGAACUCUUUAAAGAUGUGGACAUAAACAGUGAGUUUUAGUGGAUUUGAACAGAAUGGUCUUAUUGGUUUAGUGGUCAGUUGGAUGGAACUCCUGUCAAUUUGAGGUUCAUACUUCGGAUUGUGUAAGCCACGAGGCUUUGGUCAAAACAUCUGAAAGAGGACGAGUGCAGCUGUAUCUGUGGUAAAUAGGCAAAAACUGGAUGGAAAUGGACUCAGAGUCGUCUUUGUUUUUAAUGGCAUCCCUCCAAUACCAGAGAUGAUGAACUUCUCCAGGGGAAAUUUAGUUUGUUAGUCAGCUCAAUAAAAUAAAUGAUAGAAUGAAUCACCAGACUGAGGUGUUUUGGAGUCUGAUGGACAUGGAUUUUCUACACCUCUCAGUACUUCAUCUUGAUUAGGUUGAACAUCCACUGCACCUGCUCUUUUGGUUCAUCACAAUCCAACGUAGAGGAUGGUCUGGAUUUUCCCAGAUGUCUCCAGUGUUUCCAGCUUCUCUACAAAAACAGAACCAUUUUUUUUCUCAUUUGUCCAUUUUGUCUGUGGUUUCCUCUCCAGUACACAACAGCAUAGACGAAAGUACUGGAUACUACCUUACUUGCAAUAAAUAUUGUACACAGUGAGUUUUGAUAAAGAAGCUUCAAGUCCCAGGAUCCUGUUAAAACUGGGCGUAUUUGUGGGAAGGAUGGCAUCCACGUUUUUGAUGUCACACAGGAUUUUAUCUGACCUGUCCAUUUCUGGGACUUUGUUUUUAUGCAUUUUAAUAAAAAGACCUCUUUCCUUAUUUGUUUUUU